GGAACGAAACGGUUUAGUUAUUUAUACACGGGGGACACAAACUGAAAUGGAGCUCUGGUUGCAAACUCUACCACUUACCUCCUUUUCUAAGAAUUGUUACUCCAAGCUUCAAAAUGCAUUUGAGAGAAAUUCUAGUUUUCCAUUUUAUGUGAAGUCAAAAGAACCACGGGACAGGAGAUCCAUAAUAUCUUCUGCACUACCAGAAACUGCUGCCUCUGUUGCAGUUGCUGCCACAGUUGUAGGUGCAGCGGCUACAUUUCUAGUGAGGAGAACCAAAGCUUCUGAAGCAACUGAGGUUCCUUUACAAAUUUGUGAAGACUGUAGUGGUUCUGGUAUUUGUUCUGAAUGCAAUGGCGAAGGAUUUGUGCUUAAGAAACUGUCGGACAAAGGCGCUGAGAGAGCCAGAAUGACUGCAAAGAAUAUGGCCACUAGAUACACAGCAGGGCUUCCUAAGAAAUGGAGCUACUGUACAAAAUGCUCUUCUGCCCGAUCUUGUAGUUCCUGUGGUGGCAGUGGGAAGCUUAGCUACUAAUUUACUCUGAUAUUUCGUUGAUCCUGAUAUGAGAUUAAAGCUCUCAGAUUGGCUUAGCUGCAUUGUGAAAAACACAGUUGAGGAUCGAGUGUGAGUUCAAGCUUCAUUGUGGGCAUUUCUAUUCCUGAUGAUCGAGUGUGAGUUCAAGCUUCGUUGUGGGCAUUUCUAUUCCUGAUUGAUGUAUAAAUAUUUUCGUUGGAAUUGUACCCUUUAUGCAAUAUAAUAAUAUUACAUUUUUCAGCAAUUAAUUUAAUGCUGCUAUUAUCUAUUUUGAACA
Cornus florida is the source of this 809-nucleotide messenger RNA. RefSeq lists its product as uncharacterized. NCBI's taxonomy places the organism in Eukaryota, Viridiplantae, Streptophyta, Magnoliopsida, Cornales, Cornaceae. Bases 47 to 532 code for a protein of 161 amino acids. The record is from RefSeq and is a predicted model, not a curated record. The transcript has 4 exons.